Dendroctonus ponderosae (mountain pine beetle) is the source of this 1406-nucleotide messenger RNA. RefSeq names its product nephrin. The record is from RefSeq and is a predicted model, not a curated record. Lineage: Eukaryota; Metazoa; Arthropoda; Insecta; Coleoptera; Curculionidae. Gene Ontology annotation, molecular function: protein binding.
AUGAAUGCCGAAGACCUGCUUAAACGGCAAGUUAGAGCUGUGGCCGCUCAAGAGAUCCAAGCAGUUGAAGGCAAAAGUGUUAGUUUGCCAUGCGAUGUGGUUCCACCUGGCCACGAUACAGUCUACAUGGUCCUCUGGUUCAAACAAGGGUCUGGAUACCCUAUUUACAGUGUGGAUGGCAGGGGCAAGUCCAUCUUCCAGGCAAGACACUGGUCAGCUCCAGCUGUGUUUGGGACGAGAGCAAGCUUUAAAACGAGCACUGAACCUGCUGAAUUGGUGGUGGAAGAUGUGCAGCGUCGCGACGAAGGCGUCUAUAGAUGUCGAGUGGAUUUUCGGAAUCAGCAAACCAGAAGCAUUCGAUACAAUCUAACCAUAAUCGAUCCUCCAAUUGUCCAUCUGAGCCUGGGCAGUACUCUAAAUGCUGACGAUAUCAAAGAGGGAGAUGAUGUGUACUUUGAGUGCAAAGUGCGAGCGAAUCCACCAAUGAGACGCCUGACUUGGUUGCAUAAUGACAUCGUAUUGCUUCACAACAUGUCCAGCCGGAUCAUUCACAGCAACCAGAGUCUGGUCUUGCAGAAAGUGACUAAACAAAGUGCAGGCAUUUACAGAUGCUCGGUGGUCAAUUCCGAAGGAGAAACCGUCAGCAAUGAGCUACACUUUAGAGUGCAAUACGCUCCCACAUGCAAAAAUGAUAAGAUUAUGGUGGUUGGAGCUUCGCGCGGUGAAACCAUCGAUGUGAUUUGCCAAAUUGAGUCUGAUCCACCAGCAAAGAGUUACAAAUGGAAAUUCAAUAAUUCCGGAGAAACUAUCGACAUGGAAGCGGAACGGUUCGCAAGCAGCAACGGCACCCUUAGCAUCCUGAAAUAUACGCCAAUAGCAGAGCUGGAUUACGGUUCUUUGUCCUGCUGGGCAGCAAACGACGUGGGAACCCAAGUUAAUCCCUGCGUUUUUCAAUUAGUUGCCGCUGGAAAGCCACUCGCAGUGAAAAAUUGCACUCUGACGAACCAAACGAGCAGCUCAGUGGAAAUCUACUGUCUGCCGGGUUUUGAUGGUGGUUUACCGCAGCAUUUCCUGCUGGAACUCUAUACCGAAAAUUCGCUAAUUCCGCGCUACAAUGUUACCGCUUUUGCUGAACCGUAUUUUUUCCUGGAUAAUCUGGAAACCGACGUUAUCUUCAGGAUGGUGGUGUUUGCAGUCAACUCUAAGGGCAAAAGCAACGGCGUUGUUCUUGAAGAGAUUACCUUUAGGGAUGCGGAGAAACGAACAGGCAAGUUGUUCAUUUACCGUAAAAAGUGGGUAUUUUUACGAUGUAUGGCAAUGGCAACUGGAGCUUUAUAGCACAACCGGUUGGCUAAAUAUGGGCCAAAGGCUAGGGGCGGUUUUAGCGAUCGGCGCUAAUUUUCAAU